Drosophila gunungcola (fruit fly) is the source of this 1231-nucleotide messenger RNA. It is a transcript of the gene Cpr78Cb, whose product is annotated as pupal cuticle protein Edg-78E. Gene Ontology annotation, molecular function: structural constituent of chitin-based larval cuticle. Bases 165 to 587 code for a protein of 140 amino acids. The transcript is spliced from 2 exons. NCBI's taxonomy places the organism in Eukaryota, Metazoa, Arthropoda, Insecta, Diptera, Drosophilidae. Gene Ontology annotation, cellular component: chitin-based extracellular matrix. The record is from RefSeq and is a predicted model, not a curated record.
ACUGGCAGUACGGUGGCUAACUUUGAACCUCGCAGACGUGCCACCUCAGCCACCGCAGCAAAUCGAACCCUUUACAUCGGAUCGGGAAAUAUUACAAAAUCAAUCGUAAAUCUGUUGUGUUUUUUGGUGCCAGUGCGAAAAGAUAAAAGCGAAAAUCGAGAAAUAUGCGAUAUUUUCUCAUUGGCCUGGUGUUUCUGGCCCUAGUUUGGGUGGAAGUGGAUGGAGGACUGGUGCGGGUGCGCCGGAUCCGGAGGUUGGUGGGCGGCGACGAGCGGGAUGCCCAGAUAACGGACUUCCGGGUCUCGCCAUCGGACGACGAGGGCGUGUUCAAGUACGCCUUCAAGACCAGCAACGGCAUCGAUGUCCAGGCGGCGGGAUCGCCCCUGGAAACCAUUGGCAUCUACAGCUACACCUCGCCCGAGGGCGUGCCCAUCGAGACCCGCUACAUAGCCGACGAGCUGGGCUUCCAUGUGGUGGGUCGACAUCUGCCGCAGCCACCGCCCACGCCGGACUAUAUCCUGCGAUCCUUGGAAUACAUACGCACCCACACCGAGGACGGCAAGCUGAAGAAGCCGCAAUUCUUCUGAGCUUCCUGUACGAUCCCAUCCACCAUCAUGUCCACCAUACACAUCGAUUUGGAUGCAAGUGUCCAAGAAGAAGGCUGAAAAUACCACAUAGCAUGUACUAAUCAUCAACUAACUUAGCAUUGUAAGACCCCAGACCUAGACUAAGUUGUUGCUAGUUGUUGUAAGCGCUCCGAAAUGCGCAAAUGUUCUUCGCUUCGCGCCAAAACCUUGGGGCUGUUCUGCUUGGGCUAUAAAUCAAUCCAUCCAUUGAUUCCUUGGCGGCGUGAAUUAAUGGUCUUUGUGCCCAUAAAGAGCAAACAAAGGCACGCCCAAGCACAAAAUCUGUGAAGCUCGGGUGACCCCAACGAAUUCUAGCUUGUUAUCCCAUUAACUGCUAACAGCUUUAUUUGUCUGCGAGUCUGAUUAAAAUUUACGUCUAUUCUCAGAUAUGGAAAUUUGAAAACUGGAUGGAAAUCAGUCGCGGUUCUGUUUGCCAACCUUUCGAUGACUUAAUAAUAAACGGUAAAUUCUUUCCGGGUAACAACCCAUCUCCAAAAAGCGACGAAGAGCUUUUGCAAAAUUUCGAAACAAGUUCGGCUAGCUCGAAUUUAAAUACGACCUAACAUAUUUUUAAAGCGAAUUAAACCAUGCAAAUUGCGAAAACA